AUGGCGCCCAUCAAGUUCAAAUGGUUAGUUCAAUUACUUGAGGAGCUAGAUGCAGCCCGAAAAAGGAAGGCCGAUCGAGGCCUGAGUUCCGCAAGCCUUGUGGUGGUGAACUGGUUCAAGCAGCACAACCAUCAAAUUGAACGCCAUGGUCGAUCGGCUGUUGCGUUCCUAUCCUGCUUAUUUCCCGAACGCCUACCUCACCGGAGCUAUCGAUUGAGAGAGAAGACACUCAGUACUGUCAUAUCAUUCGCUCUCUGCCUUGGAGCUACUCGAGCCGCGUCAUUACGAAGUUACGAGCAACGCAACAUUGAUUUCGCCACCGCCGUCGAGCAAGUUGUAUCCGAGGCCGAGAAUUGCCCAUCUAAGGAUGUGACUUUGGAGGAGAUUGAUGACGCUUUAUCAAGAAUCGCGCUGUCAGUCGCUGGCAUAUCUUCCACUUCGCCAGGAGGUUCUGAAGACAACUCUGCUUUGGCAGUGCUGUCUCCUAUCUUCCGAAGACUGACAAGCAGAGAAGCCAAAUGGCUUGUUCGCAUGAUUCUCAAGUCGUAUGCGCCGAUUGAAUUCCCAGAACAGACAGUCCUCCGAUGCUUUCACUUUCUCCUCCCAGAGCUUCUUGUCGUCAAAAAUUCGAUAGAGGCUGCGGUUACAGUGCUUGGUCACCAUGAUUUGCGACAACACCCUCACGCUCCCCCAAUAGAUCAAAGGGCAAGCAUUAGACAACUCGUGGAACGAUAUCUGGCGCCUGAGCUAGGGAUUAUGAUUAAACGACAACGGUAUUACAAAGCCCGAAGCAUCACCCAUUGUUACAACAUGACCGAUCGGAGAUAUAUGAGCGUAGAGAGAAAGUAUGAUGGUGAAUAUUGCCAAAUUCACAUCGACAGGACUCGAACGCCAGGGUGCCAAAUCCAAAUAUUCUCCAAAAGUGGGAAAGACUCGACGAACGAUCGAAUCCGUCUCCAUGGAGCAAUAAUCGCCAGUCUCCGUCUUGAUGAGCCAGAUUGCCCAUUCAAGCGAAACUGCAUUCUUGAAGGAGAGCUGCUGAUCUGGAACCGGACCAAACAAGAAAUUGCCCCUUUUCACGUCAUCCGAAAACAUGUGAUGCAUGGUGGCAGGUUCUUAGGCAUCAAUGCGGAUUCACCCAGAAGACUUGACGAGCAAUUAAUGAUCAUGUUCUACGACGUUUUACUCGUCGACAACAUCGGUAUGUUACAGCAACCUCAUUCCGCAAGACGAUACCAGUUACAAAAACUGGUGAAGAUCAUCCCUGGUGUUGGAGAGCUGUGUUACCGGAAACUUGUCAAUUUUGCGGAAUCUUCUUCCAAGGAUACUCUACGAAAGAUUUUUGCUCAAGGCAUUGUCCAACGGUGGGAAGGCUUCGUCCUGAAAGGGAACAAAGAUCCUUAUUUCAACUGGACGGAAAGCACUAGUGUCAUCAAGCUCAAAAAGGAUUACAUCACAGGACUAGGUGACACUGCCGACCUCUGCAUCGUCGGAGGACGCCGUCAGCAAGCUGUUGUCGAUUAUCUAGGCCUGGGAGAAUUAUCGUGGACAUCAUUCCAUCUGGCGUGUGUGGAAAACAAAGAACAGAUACUCAAGGACGCGUCCACAAAACCAAUGUUUCGCAUUCUCAGUGUAUUGGAUCACCAUUGUCUUUCUAGGGGCAAUAUUCUCUAUCUCAAUUGGAGAGGCGGCUUCGUUCAAUUUCCCUGGGCAGAUUCGUCGGAUUAUUUCGAUGUUACCAUCGACCAGAAACCACUUCGGUCAGUGAAGCCUUCCGAACUCUUCAAAGAGCCUUUUGUCGUGGAAGUCAUGGGUGCUGGAUUCGAGAAACCUGAGGACACUCCUUACUUUGUGCUCAGAUUCCCGAGAGCAAACGUGGCCAGACUACAUACUGAUCGCACUUUCAUGGACACAAACACUUUUGAUGAGUUGCAAGUGAUGGCCAAAGAAGCCCUCACCAGAGCUCAAGAUUCAGGGCGACAAGAAGAAGCCGAAUGGAUUGAUCGACUCCUUGGAGCGGAUGGUAGACAAGAGAAUGAGACGAGCACUUCUUCGGAAGCCACGCCAGCGAAGGUGGCUACUUCAGAGAGAUGGAGCUCAACAGUGUCGCCGGACACCACUCUAGUCCUCCCCUCACCUAGGAUCGAACAUCGUCCUUCGCCAGUAUUCAUUGACCUGACUGAUGGCGACAAUACAACGGAGGCGCACCCAAGACCGAGAAAUGAAGCUCCUCAAGUUCGACGCAGGUUAUUUCAACCACAGGUGUUGACACCUCCACCAUCUUCUUCACCAGCUCAACCUAUAACGGACAUGACUAAAUUGUCAAGUCCUAAGAAGAGGCUUGCCGCAGCGGAGAAGCAGACUCUGUCUGCUGCACAACGUACUGAACACCUAGGACGAGCUACUCAUCCAAAUCCAAUCCCACCAUUCGAUCCGCCAGCAAGAUUUCGGACUCCUAAACUUAAAACCUCCGCCACAGCCAGAUCAAGGCGUUCUUCGACUGUUCGACAACCACUUGCAGAGAUUUCCAACAUUUCGCCUGUAAGAUCUCAAUCAGUAUCUCGCGUUUCAGACCACGAUCUAGCCCCGAAGGACACGUGCUCGAAGCGUCGGUUUGCUGGAGCUGAAGUCGCUGACCGGCCAUGUAAGCUCAGUCGUAAUGAACAGGAAGAAGUUGCUGACGGGUGGACUGUCCCGCAACCUGACCGGCAAGCCAAUGAUUCUCCAGGUGAACAGGAGCGGGAAGUUGAUGCUACGCAAAUACUGGCUUACCUUUUCGUGACUUCCUGCCUCACGCGAGAACCUUCAGAUGAUGGUCUUACUACGUCUCGGUGGGAUGACACAUCCCUACGGCGCGAAACUAACGCCCUGAGUGAGCCUAAACGGUGGCACAGUGUCAACUCUGACCGCGUUGUCAUCAGAUUCCUCGAAACAACCUUUCCAAAUGUGGCGGCCAAGGAAAUCCAAAACACUGGCAGACAGUUACUUGCAUCCUGGACAGGAAAACAUAGUCGCUUGGAAGAUUGUCAACGAUCAAGCUUGGUGACGAGGGACCCGCAACCUGAAUUGGUUGUGUUUGUGGACCAGCGUGCAAAAAGCAUCAUUGCAGACCUGGACCAUGAUGGUGACGAUCAUGACAACGACGAAACGAUCGAUGAUCAUGAUCAUGACCAUAAUAGCCACCGCUUACUGGACGUCGGAACCACAAUCAAGAAGUAUUUCGUGGGUAUGCUCGCCGUUGAGAAUGAGCAUCUUCACGCUGGCCCAGAACAAUUAAACACUGGACAACAACAAAAACACCAAGGCAUUCGUGCAACAGUCAAGGUGGAAUUCGAAUGGACGGCCUUGAAUCCAAGAUGCACAAGAUGA
Molecule: messenger RNA, 3369 nt
Organism: Exophiala mesophila
Lineage: Eukaryota; Fungi; Ascomycota; Eurotiomycetes; Chaetothyriales; Herpotrichiellaceae
Exons: 1
Coding region: 1-3369 (1122 amino acids)
Biological process (GO): nucleotide-excision repair, DNA gap filling; DNA recombination; double-strand break repair via nonhomologous end joining
Cellular component (GO): DNA ligase IV complex
Molecular function (GO): ATP binding; DNA binding; DNA ligase (ATP) activity
Source: RefSeq, a predicted model, not a curated record